Molecule: messenger RNA, 576 nt
Organism: Phyllostomus hastatus (greater spear-nosed bat)
Lineage: Eukaryota; Metazoa; Chordata; Mammalia; Chiroptera; Phyllostomidae
Product: interferon alpha-4-like
Exons: 1
Coding region: 1-576 (191 amino acids)
Biological process (GO): natural killer cell activation involved in immune response; positive regulation of peptidyl-serine phosphorylation of STAT protein; adaptive immune response
Cellular component (GO): extracellular region
Molecular function (GO): cytokine activity; type I interferon receptor binding
Source: RefSeq, a predicted model, not a curated record
AUGGCCCUGCCCUUUUCCUUCCUGGUGGCCCUGGUGGCUCUCAGCUGCAACUCCAUCUGCUCUCUGGGCUGUGACCUGCCUCACACCCACAGCCUGGUUAACAGGAGGGCCUUGGUGCUCCUGGGACAAAUGAGAAGGAUCACCCCUUUCUUCUGCCUGAAGGACAGAAAGGACUUUGGGUUCCCCCUGGAGGCGUUCAGUGGCAACCAGUUCCAGAAGGCUCAAGCCACUUCUGCCAUCCAUGAGAUGAUCAGGCAGACCUUCCACCUCUUCAGCACAGAGGGCAUGUUUGCUGCUUGGGACAAGACCCUCCUAGACCAACUCUGCAAUGGACUUCAUCAGCAGCUGAGUGACCUGGAAGCCUGUCUGACGCAGGAGGUGGGGCUGGAAGAGGCUCCCCUGAUGAGUGAGGACUCCAUCUGGGCUGUGAGGAAAUACUUCGAGAGAAUCACUCUCUACCUGCAGGAGAAGCAGCACAGCCCUUGUGCCUGGGAGAUUGUCAGAGCAGAAAUCAGAAGAUCCUUGUCUUUAUCAGCAAACUUGGAGGAAAGAUUAGAAGCAAGAAAUGACAGCUGA